This is a messenger RNA of Aspergillus pseudotamarii, 746 nucleotides long. RefSeq lists its product as uncharacterized. The transcript has a single exon. Bases 128 to 583 code for a protein of 151 amino acids. The record is from RefSeq and is a predicted model, not a curated record. Lineage: Eukaryota; Fungi; Ascomycota; Eurotiomycetes; Eurotiales; Aspergillaceae.
GACAGAUUCCGGGGUGGCUAUGCAUGAAUACUUAAAGCGCAGCUAGAUCAGUGUUCCGCAGCCAGGCAGAUGAAUUCUGCAGGAGAAAGGCAGAAUAAUUAAGAAGGAGAACUUCACGAGAAAUAGCAUGUACGGAAAGAAAAUGGCCGACUGUGCCAUUUCAAGAGCAUCGCUGAGCCUUGUUCAGCAGGCUCAUGGUGUGAUCGUGCAAUUGAUGGAGAGAUGCCUCUCCGGUAUACUCUGUACACGAGACGAUAUCUGGCAACUGAGAGCGAAGGUAUUACGAGCCAAGAGAUCGAGUAGCUUGAAACUUGGCAUGGAGCCAAAGUAUGGCUAUGGCUCCUGCAAGGUGAGACGGCUGCCCAUAUCCGAGCAGUGCGGUGAUCAUUCGCGUAGGGGCUUAGAGCGGAGUGCGUGGGUAGUGCACGCUGCCAGCCAACUUAGAUUUCGACUGCCUAGAGUGGAAACCCGCAAGUCCUCGCCGUCCGUUGCGUCCUGGGCUGCAUCAUCGACACCGCACAUGCGUGGACACAACGCGGAGGAUGAGGCAAUCCGGGACCUCCACCGGGGGGCGGAGCCGUGAUGAGACCAAGAAUCUGCGGAGUGUCCCCCCUUUUCCGGGACCGAUCCACGGGAUGACACUGGCACGGGGGACAGAACUUUGUUCCGAGUUCCAAGUGUUGGAAGGAUUGGGGGGGCUGUAUGUCUCCAAUAGUACUAUAGUGCCUUGUCAUACUUUAAACAUA